UAAAAGUGACUAGAUCACCUUUCACUGAUUCAGUCUAGACCGGUCAUUGAUAAAAAACGCAUACUCUGCUAUAGACGGCGUCUUCAGAAUGAGCGUAACAUACAGGCCCAUGCUGCAGAGUCCCCGUUUCUCAGGGGGAGAGCCACGGGUGCGGAUUCUGGAGCAGCCCAAACAGAGGGGCACGCGCUUCAGGUACAAGUGCGAGGGUCCGUCUGCAGGCAGCAUCCCCGGAGAGAGGAGCUCAGAGAACAGCAGGACCUUCCCCAGCGUCCAGAUUUCAAACGUCUACGGGCAGGGCAAGGUUCGCGUGUCGCUGGUGACCAAGAGCGAGCCGUACAAGCCACACCCCCACGAGCUCGUGGGGAAAGACUGCAAGGACGGGUACUACGAGGCGGAGUUCGGCCCGGAGCGGAACAUCAUCAUCUUUCAGAACCUGGGGAUCCAGUGUGUGAAGAGGAGAGAGGUGAAAGACGCCAUCAUGCAGAGAGUGGCUCGCUCCAUCAACCCCUUUAACGUUCCCCAGGACCAGCUGCUGCAGAUGGACGACUACGACCCCAACGUGGUGCGGCUCUGCUUCCAGGUCUUCCUGCUGGACGAGUCGGGCGACUACACCCUGGCCCUGACCCCCAUCGUCUCCAACCCCAUCUACGACAACCGGGCGCCCACGACUGCCGAACUGAGAAUCUGCCGGGUCAACAGGAACAGCGGGACCGUGAAGGGCGGUGACGAGGUCUUCCUCUUAUGUGACAAGGUUCAGAAGGACGACAUCGAGGUGCGCUUCUCGACGCAGAGCUGGGAGGCCAAGGGCUGCUUCUCCCAGGCGGACGUGCACCGCCAGGUGGCCAUCGUGUUCAAGACUCCGCCCUACGCCAACGUGUCCGUCACCGCCCCCGUCACCGUGGCGAUGCAGCUCCGCCGGCCGUCCGACCAGCAGGUCAGCGAGCCCAUGGAGUUCCGCUAUCUGCCCGACAACAAAGAUCCGCACGGCUGCCAGGAGAAGAAACGGAGGCUGGAGGACAUCAUGAGGUCCUUCUCCAGCGGGGUGAACUUCAACAGACCCAGCCUUGUGCCAUGGAUCAACCACUCCAUCAAGCAAGGUAGGAAUCAGAAAUUCUGCGCUUAUAAGUAAAUAAUUCGUUAUGUAGCUGAUGCUUUUUCCCAAAGCGAAUUACAGUUGAUUAGACCAAGCAAGGGACAAUCCCCCCUGGAGCAAUGCGGGAUUAAGAGCCAUGCUCAAGGGCCCAGUCAUGCACCAUAUCCACUAGACAGCAGAUGGCUCAUUUAACGUUUAGGCAAACUAAGCAUCAGGUAGACCUUAGUGACAGGUGAAGGAGAUACUGGGCUGAAUGGCCUGUUCUUGCCGUUGUGUUGUCGCCAGGAACGACGGAC
This is a messenger RNA of Conger conger (European conger), 1389 nucleotides long. Its product is annotated as proto-oncogene c-Rel-like. NCBI's taxonomy places the organism in Eukaryota, Metazoa, Chordata, Actinopteri, Anguilliformes, Congridae. Gene Ontology annotation, biological process: regulation of transcription by RNA polymerase II; innate immune response; response to cytokine. Bases 89 to 1129 code for a protein of 346 amino acids. The record is from RefSeq and is a predicted model, not a curated record. The transcript has 10 exons. Gene Ontology annotation, molecular function: DNA-binding transcription factor activity, RNA polymerase II-specific; RNA polymerase II cis-regulatory region sequence-specific DNA binding. Gene Ontology annotation, cellular component: cytoplasm.